Messenger RNA from Purpureocillium lilacinum, 747 nucleotides. NCBI's taxonomy places the organism in Eukaryota, Fungi, Ascomycota, Sordariomycetes, Hypocreales, Ophiocordycipitaceae. The record is from RefSeq and is a predicted model, not a curated record.
AUGCCACGGCUCGAGCUUUUUCUUGCGUCGAUUGCACGGGGGCUCUUUGAAUGCGGAAGCUGGGUGUCACUGGGCAAUGCAGUCUGUAUGCUUGCUUUGUGCCGCGUGUGGUGCAUGUACUCGUAUGUAUGUCAGAAGACACACGCGCGUCGGAGUGAUUCCAUGUGGCCGGAGACGCGACCAGACAAGCCCGACGGGCGCCGCCAUCGUGACUUGAUUGACAGGGGAAGUGGCGGCCAGCCCCAAGGCCAGGGCAGCCGUUCGCCCUCGAAACAACCAGGGUGGUGCUGGUGGCCGCUUGAUCGCGUCCGGCCUAACGCACUGGCGCAUGCUGCCCUGCGUCAACGUGGCAUUGGCGCAUGGGGCGGGCGGGCGCUGAAGAAGGGAGCCGCAAAUUUGCUGGCGUCGUUGUUGUUGUUGUUGUCGUUGUCGUCCGUCAGGGGGCUUGGUGUUGUUGUUGUUUCUUUCUGGCGUCGUCACGCGUGUUCUCAACCCGUUGUUGAUUGUGCAGAGGUUCUACAAAGUGUUAGGAGAGCCUUGUAUAGCCAGCCCAGGGGCCGGCCUCCCCCUGUCCCAGGUCAUCCUUGCGCAGGGCAGAUGACGGGAUUGCCUUGGCUGCUCCAUCGCAUGCCGUUGCAUCAAGCUGCCGGCCGGCCAGCACCGGGGGGAACCGUCGAAUGCGUCAUGGUACGUGGGACCAAGCCAGGCACAGUCGUGCACUGCGCACUGAGAAGAGCUGGUAGGUAG